Molecule: messenger RNA, 3041 nt
Organism: Exophiala xenobiotica
Lineage: Eukaryota; Fungi; Ascomycota; Eurotiomycetes; Chaetothyriales; Herpotrichiellaceae
Exons: 5
Coding region: 275-2677 (800 amino acids)
Biological process (GO): DNA-templated transcription; regulation of DNA-templated transcription
Molecular function (GO): DNA-binding transcription factor activity, RNA polymerase II-specific; DNA binding; zinc ion binding
Source: RefSeq, a predicted model, not a curated record
CUUCGCUCCUGGUCUACUAGAGAGUGUGUUGUUGCAUAUCGCUUCAUCAUCAUAAGGCUAAACCUGCGUCGUGUCUGUGACACGGGGACGCCAUCCCCGUAAAGAUACAGGGCUCUACAGGGGUCACAGGGGUCUAGGACUCCGCUGACAACUCCAAUUCUAAUCGCCAGUGAGGAGAAAUUGAACAAAUGCUGCUCGUGCCCGACGAGGCUCGAUCACGUUCUGAUUCAACCUUAGGGUGUCUCAAUCUGCACACAAAGGUAGUCUCGUCAAGAUGCCUGCGGAUGUCGAGGUGAAAACAAAGUCCAAGCAUCGCAAAUCUACAUGCGCCGGCUGUCGUAGAAGAAAGUCAAAAUGCGACGGAAAGACGCCCAAAUGUACAACGUGUAUAGCGUACAAAGACGAUUGCCACUAUGAUAAGCCGCCGUCGCUUGCGUACGUAAGGUCGCUCGAGGAGGAAAUACAAGAGUUGAAAGCCCAACUACGGCAAGUCAAAACUCAAGUUUGGUUAUCAAGGGCCGGUCCUCAAGAAGAAAAGAAACUACCAGGCGCGUCGCCAGUAAGUGAGACCGCAGGCUCGCAAGGCUCGAGUGGCCUCGCGCAUCGCAAUCGCCAAGUGAAAUGGGAGACAGAUAUUAGUAUGGACGAGACUGGCACUGUCGCCUUCCAUAACUCGACCUCUCCCAUCUAUCAACCACCUUCGGCUCAACACCAGCAUUCUCCACUACCAUCCGCACAAACCCGGGCUACAGGAAGCGGCCAGGAUGAUCAGCGAAUGAGACGAGACCUUAUCCUCAAUGCAAACCACCAAAGACAAAUCGAACCUUUUGCCAUUGCCAAUGGGGCGGCCAAGGCAAAUGUGCCCAAGGAAAUCUCCCAUGAGAUGCUCAAGUAUCACUGGUGCUGGCAGCAUCCCCUAUUUUUGUUUGUUUACAGACCAGCUUUCACAAGGGGAAUGGCUAUGGUCGAUCUGAAUACGCCCGGAGCACAAGAUCCACCGUACUUCUCGGAGACACUCCUGAAGGUCAUUCAUGGUCAUUGCGCCAGAUUCCUGAAUCAUGAUGUAUAUCAAGACCAAUACCAUAGCGUCUUCAAUCAGCAGUCUUCCAUUGGUGGUUCAAUGAGCGCGGCAGAUUUCAUGCAGAAAAUGACCGACGAAGCUCGCUUUGGCCUGGGUAUGGACAUACUGAAAAAGCCAACCAUUCCGACAAUCCAGGCUCUACUUCAACAGUCGGCUCGUGACGUUAUGUUUGGGAAUGCCUCGCAAUCGUGGACUUUCGCAGGCAUAGCGUUUCGUAUGGCCUUGGACAUGGGAAUCCAUUUGCCCAGCGACCGACUUCAAUCGUUCGUGAAAAGUCUGACUGCAGAGGACAUUGAGGUUCGAAAGCGGCUCUUCUGGGGCUGUUACACCUGGGAUAAAAUAUUAUCUCUAUAUCUCGGCAGAAUGCCUGGCUUCACUCUGAAUACAGAUGAGGUGCCUCUGAACUUUAUGGACGAUUACAGCGAUAGCGACCUCUGGGUGCCAUACUAUGGUGAAACACCAAGGCCUGAGAUCCUCGACGCACCCAAUUACCCACCGUGCCCCGGCUACGUGGUUUCAUGCUUCCGUCAGCUGUGCAAGAUCUGCGUCAUAUUGAAUGAUGUUAUGCACAACAUUUAUUCCCCUGAAGCUGCGGCUAGGCAUGACAUGGAGGAAGAAGACCACUCAACAGAAGCCAAAGCAACCAAUGAAGCAAUUUUCGUCCGCAUCUCUCGGGAUCUGCGUGACUGGCUGAUAUCCUUACCUCCUCAUCUGAGGAUAAAUCCUGACCAGAUGCCAUCUUUGGCACCGCCGGUUCAUAUCAUGUCUCUGAACCUGUUAUAUCACACGACAAUCAUUCUCUUGCAUCGACCUGUUAUCCUUGGAGCACGCGACAUGAAUGCACCUGGACCUGCUCGAUCAUAUCAAAUGUGCAUACAGGCGACAGCAGCAAUCCACGAUUUGAUCAUGUUACAGGCCAACACCUUCGGUCUGUCACAUAUCUCGUAUUUGAAUGCUUACAGCGUGUACAUUGCCGCCACAAUCGCGGUCUCACGGUUUGAGCGAGAGUAUCGACCAGGGGAGGAUCAAGCAGCAGCUGUCCAGAAAAAUGGACUCGGUUUCCUGUUGGAAGUGCUACAGAAGACAGCAAAUGCCAUGCCAGCACUCGAACGAAGCAACGCCAUCAUCAGGAAGCGGAUGAAGGCGGUUCUGGACCGACAAAAGGCACAUGUCCGACCCAGCUAUUCGAAUGGUUCGACACCACCCAAGUUCAACAUUCCGACUCCAACAAGUCACCAGAUGGACCUUGCACAACCAACCGCCUUCCAAGCACUCUCUAACCCAGCCCUAGGUCAUUCAGGUUACUCGGGAUCAGAUACGCCUGGAUCGUUCAUAGCUCCCAUGUCCUGGCAAUCGGGUAUCAGAAGCAGUAUUUACUCGGAGCACACACAUGUACCGGACGACUUUCUGCCUGCUUUUCCAGGACAGCAAUUCCCAGUCGGCUCCGAGCACAGUUUUGGAAGUAACGAGGUCGAUUCACACGCGCGAACAGCAUUGUUGGGCUACAACCUGGAUCCGCAUCCGCGACUCAAUUCGGGCGACAUCGACUGGCAUUUUGUGGACGCGUUCGAAAACAACAACACGGGCCGUCUAUGAUCGCCAUUGUUCUGGGAUGUUUCCCAAAUUUGGCUCUAAAGGGGCGCAGGGCGUCUUUCGCAUGAGUCCGUGCGAGCUGCAAUUUAGCGAUUUUACAAAAAAACAACACACGAGAAAGGUUCUACAACGGAUUUAAUGUGACCAUGAAUGGAGGAAAAUGCUACGGAAAAGCAGGGAAGCACAAGUUUCUACCAAGCAACGGAGUAGGAGAGUCGGCAUUUCACGCUUGAACGGUACACUGUCAUUACUGCAACAUCAUGUAUGAUCUGCUUCGAAGCGUUUGGCGUUUCCUUGGACUUGGACGGGAACAACUUGCAAAGCGCGGUCUGGCAGAGCAUCAUAGAAUACAAUAAUAACAAUCCCA